AUGCUACGGAUUCUAUGAAACGAUCAAGGGAUAGUGUUUCAUUUCUUAAAGAGUACAGUCCGAAUGAUGUGCUGGUAGUGAACUUCCGUCCUGAAUCUGAGGUUCCUUGGGGAAUAUCAGGAGAGUCGAUGAGUGCAUUGAUUGAACAACUCAAAGGCAACUCGUCCAUCAGCUUUAUUGUGACGGUAGAAAUUUCUCGGCCGUAUGAUACGCAGAAGAAGGAAGCAGUGAAGCAUUCAGCGGUUUGGUCACAAGACAUAGCACCAAAUACAACGUUACGAUCGCAGUGGAUUAGUAUGCUUGAAAAUCCUGGAGUUGGUGAAACGGUUUUGAUGUCAGAAGCGUUCCCCAGCUAUCUAUUAGUCCCUAGCGAAGGUGCCGUAAUUCUACCGACGCCUAUAGUGGCAGCUAUACAACUGAAUCAGGACAACUACCAAAGACCAGACAAUGCUACUGACAGAGAUUGGUUUGAUACACUGAAGCUAUCACUUGUCAACUCAUCAGCAGGAAAUGUGUGGGUUGUUGAAGCACAACAUCCUACGCAAUUCACUAGCGUGUACUUCAAUGCGUCCAAAAUUACGUAUGGAACACAUCGCGAUCGCACCUAUGUGCAGACCAUCGCAUUUGUCGACAAAGCUUUCCCGUCAUUCUUCGCGAAAUAUCUUCAAGGAGGUGUGAUAGCAAUGUACAUCUCCUUGGUCAUCGUAGUCGGCCGGGUGAUUCGUGGAGUGUUCAUGACAUCGCCAACAAGUGUAAUGAUCAAU
This is a messenger RNA of Strongylus vulgaris, 764 nucleotides long. NCBI's taxonomy places the organism in Eukaryota, Metazoa, Nematoda, Chromadorea, Rhabditida, Strongylidae. The record is from the annotation of a GenBank genome assembly.